Symbiodinium necroappetens is the source of this 573-nucleotide messenger RNA. NCBI's taxonomy places the organism in Eukaryota, Dinophyceae, Suessiales, Symbiodiniaceae. The record is from the annotation of a GenBank genome assembly.
CGGAUGGUGGUGCAUGAGGUUGCAGAAAGUUUGGGCUGGCACCAGGAGACGGUGAACGUACCAGUUUCCAAGGGCAAGGGCAAGGGCAAACGUGGCAAAGGCAAGGGGAAAGGAAAGGAUGGCAAGGGGCGGAUCCCUCGGCAGGUGACUGUGACCCACAAGCCAUCAGCGAGGCCAAAGCCCGACUGGAGCAAGGAGGUUGAGACAGAGCUCGAGAGGAUGAUCCUGGACCCGUCCUUGCAGGAGUGCCCUUUCCCGUGGAGUGAACAGCAUUGUCAAGAAGGGGAGCGCAAGCGAAGGGCAGUCCGGGACGUGGUGACGAGAUUCCCAGAUCUGCUUGCAAAAGAUGAGCGCGAGGGCAGCAAGCUCCGAGUGGUCGUGCGACGGGCGGAGGCACCUGCCUCCCGGAGCUCCGAGAGCGCUUUGCCGAACGACCGGAUUGACUGCGCCUUCGGUGCAUCCGCGAAUGUUCAUCUGCGAAUCUAUGCUGGAUCAGGACUUGAAGCCAGAGUUUGGACGUGGUCCUUCACUGAGGCAUGCACGUGGUACGACAACAGCUUGAUGUCUUCAUGA